UGUGGCUUACUAGUAAGCUGAGACGCAGAGGACAGCUGUUGGACUGCGAGAUGACUCAUCUGUGGCUUUGAGCAGCUUCAAUAAAACAACGAUAGAAAAGCAAGAAAUCAACAUCCUGAUAGACACAAACCUCAAAAGAGAGAGAGAGAGAGAGAGAGAGAUAGAGAGAGAGAUAGCAGAUGAGAAGAUGGCAUUAGCCAGCGGUCACUGGCUGGAGAAAGAGAUGAGGGGAGAAGCCCCAAGUCCCAGACACGGCCACGCCUUAGCUUUGGCAGGAAAUGUUGCCUUUCUGUUUGGAGGAGCCUGCAGCAUCAACCAAGAAGAGGACAACCCUGUUUACUUCAAUGACUUCUACAUGCUAACAGUUUCUCCUGAUGAUGUGACAUGGGAGGAGAUUCCUCAGAGCGGAGAAGUUCCGUCAGCCAGAGAAGGACACACUCUUUGUGUUGUGAAAGGGAAGCUGUUUCUGUUUGGAGGAGCGUCCAGCCCCGAAGCCACUGAGUGUCUCCCAGGAGUCUACAGCUUUGACAUAGUGUCUCUGACCUGGGAUUGCUUAGAAGUUGGUGGCAUGGCCCUCAGAACCCUCAGACACAGCUCUGUUGCUGUGGGAGACAACAUCUAUGUGUACGGAGGCACUGUUGGAGGGAAUCCAACCAACGAUCUCAUGGUCUUCAACACAGUGUCUCUCACCUGGACGCCAGUUAAAACUAGUGGAUCGCUGCCUCCUGCCCUGUGUGGUCAGAGUUUUGCUCUGGUUGGAGAUCAGCUGUUCAUGUUUGGAGGUUAUGAAGAAGGUGGAAUCUUCUGUAAAGACCUCUAUGUUCUCAACACAGACAACUUGGUGUGGCAGAAAUGGGAGGUGAAGGGAGAAUCACCUGCAGCCUGCAGCGGACAAACACUGACUGCACACCAUGAUAAAGAUAUCUACCUGUUUGGUGGCAAAAGCACAAAUGAUGACGGUACAGUAACGUCUUCCAAUGAAAUCCAUAAACUCAGUAUUGCUAAGAUGAAGUGGAAGGUUCCUCUGUACGUUGGGAUUCCUCCGGCCCGUCGUCACGGACACACAGCUUUCAUUCUCCACAGCCACCUGUUUGUAUUUGGAGGGAAGAACGAAGAGCAGGAAUUUAAUGACCUGAAGGUGAUGAAACUCAUUAACCCCUCAGAGAGACAACCAGUAAUGAAGGAGAUUCUGUCAGAGUUUGGUCUGCAGGGAGUCAGCCACAGCUUCACUCCCACAAAGGUUCCCAACGUUCGCUACGAGCUGAGCGAGACUGCUCCAUCCAACCAGUCCAGGAACACAGCAGCUAAUGCACAGGUGUUUGUCCACAGAGACUUCAGUGCAGUUCGAGACCAGGCCAUGAAAAUGAUCCAGACAGCGUUCACUCUGCUGGACCAGGAGUUCCAGAAACUGGAUCGAGAGAAGUCCGAGCUGUCAAAAGCUGCUGCUGCUCUGCAAAGAGACAAAGAAGCUCAUGAAGGCCACAGACAACAACAGCAACAGGAGCUGCAGGAGAUGCUGGAUCGACAUCGCUCUCAAAACGAGGCGUGGCUCCGAGCGAGAGCCGAGGAGAACGACCGAGAGAGGAGGGAGCUCUGCAGACUCCGAGAGGACGUGUUGCAGGAGCAGGAGCGAUUGAAGGAGGAGCACAGCAGCAUCCAGAAACGCAGCGAACAUCUUCUGUCCAUCAUGCAGCAGUUCAAAGGAAUGUGAUGUGAGAUAGAUAGAUAGAUAGAUAGAUAGAUAGAUAGAUAGAUAGAUAGAUAGAUAGAUAGAUAGAUAGAUAGAUAGAUAGAUAGAUAGAUAGAUAAGUUUGAGUAACAGAUUUUUUCAUGUUUGUUCCACUUUGGACCCUCAUGUUAAAGCUCCUACAAGGAACUUUCAUUUUGUGUUGAUUCUGGCGGUCCCUGUGGACAAAAGUGGUAGUGUUUCUACUCUAAGGGGAAUCCAACCGGGCAGGAAGAAUAAUAACUAUAUAGUAACUGUUUCCUACUGAUGGUCUGAUCUGUAGUUCAUAUAGAGGCAUUAAAAUGAGACUGUUUCACAACCAGUUAAAAGCUCCUUGUAGUAUGUUUAAGAUCAGGAAGGGGAUCUUUAAGGGUCAGAUACAAAUAUGUGUCACUUAUAUGUUUUAUCUGAAAGUUUCCUGCGUGGGAAGAUUUCCUGAAAGCAAAAAGGGAAAAUGAAUACUCUUAAUGUAUUGAACUUUCCUACAAUAAAAAUAUUUUGCCAUAAACUGUGCUAAAGGUUUGUAUCCUGGAUUGUUUAAUGUAUGACCGUUCAACAGAAAAGCAUCAUUUGAUUGAUUAAUUGAUUGAUUAGUGAACCUCAUAAUAAAUUGAACUAAGAUAAAAUAGGAAAAUCUAAUUUAAGGAUGGAAUAAUCACAGAAAAUAUCCAUUGAGAUUUUUUGCAGUGUACUGUGGCAAACAGGAUAGAGGACUGUUUCCAUGGUUACCGCUGAUGUGGUACUGAGGAUGGCAUAGUUUCUGGCACUUUUUACAGUAAAUAUUUGUAACAAAGUAACUGAAUAAAAGAUUACUGAAUGUU
Molecule: messenger RNA, 2547 nt
Organism: Dicentrarchus labrax (European seabass)
Lineage: Eukaryota; Metazoa; Chordata; Actinopteri; Moronidae
Product: rab9 effector protein with kelch motifs
Exons: 19
Coding region: 188-1711 (507 amino acids)
Molecular function (GO): protein binding
Source: RefSeq, a predicted model, not a curated record